GGGAGGGACCCGAACACGGAAGUGGUGGUAGCGCCGGCGAAGCAGCUGGAGGCGGUGACUGCGACGUCUGAGAUGAGAACCCCGCACGGAAGGGUGGGGGCUUGCAGGCAGGCAUCCGUCUUAGAGGACCUACAUGAGGUGCCGGAGUGGUUGGGUCUCCCUUCUCCAGCUUAGCGAGCACCCAGAGUGAUGGCGGUGGUGAUGGCGGCAGUUACUCGGACAGCCCCAGUUAAACUGCGCUCCGAGAGAUAUAUCCAGAAAGUGCCCAGAAGAAACAUUCUACCGGAAAAACUGAAAGAACAGUAUUUAUAACACUGGAAUUUGUGGACAGUUUGUUAAAAUGGCAGAAAAUAGUGAAAGUAAUAGUAAAAAUGUAGAUGUAAGGCCCAAAACUAGUCGGAGUCGAAGUGCUGACAGAAAGGAUGGUUAUGUAUGGAGUGGAAAGAAGUUAUCUUGGUCAAAAAAGAGUGAAAGUUCAGAUGCUGAAACAGUGAGUGCUGUAGAGAAAACUGAAGUUCCUUUAAGGAGCCAAGAAAGGAAGCACAGCUGUUCAUCUAUCGAGUUGGAUUUAGAUCAUUCCUGUGGGCAUAGAUUUUUAGGCCGAUCUCUUAAACAGAAACUGCAAGAUGCUGUGGGGCAGUGUUUUCCAAUAAAGAAUUGUAGUAGUCGGCACUCUUCAGGGCUUCCGUCUAAAAGAAAAAUUCAUAUCAGUGAACUCAUGUUAGAUAAGUGUCCUUUCCCACCUCGAUCAGAUUUAGCCUUUAGGUGGCAUUUUAUUAAACGACACACUGCUCCUAUAAGUCCCAAAUCAGAUGAAUGGGUAAGCACAGACUUGUCUCAGACUGAAUUGAGGGAUGGUCAACUAAAACAACGAAGAAACAUGGAAGAGGUAAACUGCUUCUCACAUACCAGUGUUCAGCCCUGUGUCAUAACCAAUAACGAUUCUUCGGGUAGAGGUGGUCCUGGGACUGGCUCUGUAAUGAACCUGGCUUCAAAUAACAGUAUAGAAGAUAGUGAUAUGGAUUCAGAUGAUGAAAUUAUAACACUUUGCACAAGUUCCAGGAAAAGAAACAAACCCAAAUGGGAAAUUGAUGAAGAAACCCUGCAACUGGAAACACCUCCUAAGUACCAUACCCAGAUUGAUUAUGUCCACUGUCUUGUACCAGACCUCCUUCAGAUCAAUAAUAAUCCAUGUUACUGGGGCGUUAUGGAUAAAUAUGCAGCUGAAGCUCUACUAGAAGGAAAACCAGAGGGUACCUUUUUACUGCGAGAUUCAGCACAGGAAGACUAUUUAUUCUCCGUUAGUUUUAGACGCUAUAGUCGUUCUCUUCAUGCUAGAAUUGAACAGUGGAAUCACAACUUUAGCUUUGAUGCACAUGAUCCUUGUGUCUUCCAUUCUCCUGACAUUACUGGGCUCCUAGAGCAUUAUAAGGACCCGAGUGCCUGUAUGUUCUUUGAACCACUUUUAUCCACUCCUUUAAUUCGGACUUUCCCCUUUCCCCUGCAGCAUAUAUGCAGAACAGUUAUUUGUAACUGUACAACUUAUGAUGGCAUUGAUGCCCUUCCAAUUCCUUCUUCCAUGAAAUUAUAUCUGAAAGAAUAUCACUAUAAAUCGAAAGUUAGAGUACUCAGGAUUGAUGCACCAGAACAACAAUGCUAGGAAAAGGGUAGGAACACGGGAGUGAUUAUAUACAUAUUUUCAUUUAAUAUUUUAUUUUUCUUAUUAUGCCACUUCGAAUUUUUCUACAGGGGCAGUUGAAGUCCAAAAUAAACUUAUGCCCUAAAUUUUACUUCCAGAUCAGUUUAUUUUUCUUAGGAUACAAUAAUUGUUUAACAAUAAUAAUUGUUUAAUAAUUGUUAUACACUAGGAGUUAAUGGAUAUUUUUGACUAGGUGUUUGGUUUUUGUUUUUACCGUGUAGAUUGUAUACUUAAUUUUUUUCUUUUCUUAACUGUAAUUUGCAUAUGAUCCAGGGAUAUCUGAAGUUUGGUAGGUAUUGCAAACACAGUUAAAUAAUCUGUAUUUCAUACUUUUCUUUAAAAAAUAAUCCUGUCCUUUCUUACAUAUAAAAUGCUUUGUUAACCUAUGCCAUUGGCAUUCCUAUACAUAAGAUACAGUUUCCCCAUCAUCCUUUUCAGUUGUUUUAAAAGUCUUCAGUAAAGCGGAAUGUGUUGUAAUUUACAAUCCAUACUAAUGUAAUUGACUUUUAUAAUUUACUAUAGGGAUGUUAAAGGUUAGCAAAAUGGCUUAAAAUCAAACUUCAUGUGUUUUCAUUUUAAAUGUUAACUGUAAAGCAGAAUUACUAAAUUUGAUUAAUCAGGUCAGUAAGAAUCAAAUGAGGACAUUAUAUUUUGGGGGUGAAUUUAUUCUUCUAUAAUGUGGCAUGGUCAUUUAUUAUUCCUUGAGUAGAUCUUUCUCUCAAACUUAGAAGAGUUACCAUCUUCAGAACAUAAGUAUUGUUCCUUUCUCACUGGAAGCUUUAAAAAUAAUGAUAACACUAUUAGUAACUAGUAGUUACUAAAGUAAUAAAGCAACUGAGGUUUUUCUGUAUUUACUUACGAACUCUUGCUUCUGCUUAGCUCUGUUUUAGAAACUCUGAGCCUGUUAGUUUGGAGAGAUGCCACAGUUUAUACAGCAACAAAUUUCCAUUGGUAACCAAAGAGACCUAGGUAGUUUUUCAUUAUUUUUAAUUGAGCUUGAAUAAAGAUUCAAGAAGUAAACAUGGAACUCAGUAUUCAGGGAGCUUAAUAUUGGUUUUGAUCUUCAGGUUUCAGAUAAGUAUUCCUAUUUUCAGAACUAACAUGUCUUUAGUAUGGCUUCAAAAUAAGGGAAACACUUUGAGAGCUACAUGGCUUAUGCCAUACUGAACAAUACUGGGCACCAGGCGUAAUAUUUUGAAUUUAACAUCCCCAGAAAGGGGAAGUAUUUUUAGAAAUGUUCUAUAAUAAGAUAGAUGGAAUGAUAGCCUACUCUUCUUUUUUAAAGAAUCAGUGAAUAAUAAAUUUCCUAGACAGUUAUUCCUUCUGGUGAGUUGUCUACCCUUUUGUACAAGUUGGCAUUUUUAAUAUCAUAGUAAUUGAUUUCUUGAUGCUAGUUUAGCUCUAGUAGGAAGCUGCUUCUACCUGGAUUGAAAGAAAUUUGACUCAGAUUUCCACGUUAGAAUAGAUGUUUCUUAAGUAUCAUUGCUUUUAUGUUGAAGUAGCAUUUCCCUUUCCUGCAGUUCUGCUGAUAACAUAAAGAUGGCAUUUAAAAAUAAUUGCUUAAAAUAAAUUUUUAGCAGUUAUCACAAAAUUAAACAAGGAAAUCUGUUACCAUUGUCUUCUAGCAUAUUUUUUUCUCAGUGAUCUCAAGAUUGUCUUGGUUCCAGUGAGGGUUAGCUACUAAAAUGGCACCCCUCUUAGCAGUGAUGAGGCUCAGGAUAUCAACACCAAUGUCAGGAUAAAUAUCUCUUCUAAAGAUGAUAUUUCCCUUUUACAAAAGUGGGACAGUCUCAUACUACCUCAUCUUUAUUGUGGCGCUUUUGUAGAUCACUGAGAAGCUUAUCUUAUUUACCAAUAUAGCACUUCCUAAAUGUCCAUCUUUGGUGAAAGAAAAUUAAUAGUAUGGUAAGACUCUACCCAUAAUUAUAGUUUUUUAUCAGAAUUUGAUAUUGAGACUUUCUGUUUCUAUGAAACAAUAUUGUUUUAAAUAUUUUUCUUUUAAAAAUAACAUUUUAUCAAUACAGAAAAACCUAAGGAAUGACUAGCUAAUGAAUAUUCUGUUAAAAGGUAAUUUUAUAAAGAAAAAUGAAAUAUUACGUUGUCUUUUAUAAUGGUAAAAAUUAGUAUUUAUAUAAAAAUCCAGAUCUAAGUAGCCUUUCGUAUAUUCAGACUGGUUGCUUGUGAUAUAUUUUCUCUGGCUUUCUUAUUUUUUCAACUUCAAGGUAUUGAUAGCUAUUAACAUUUUCAAAAUACUGCCAUUUAUAUAGCCUUGAAGUAGGUGAUCUAAUAAAUGAGAGCAGGAAGGAGACUGACUUACAAUGAAACGGUUUGUACUUUUUCCUUUGGUAUUUGCUACAGAAAAGAAAUCGGGAAAGUAGAAAUGUAAGAUUUGAGAAAGGAAUUGUUUACCAUGAAGGAAAAAGAAGAGUAAUAAAUUUUUUUAAAGCGUGAAGGGAUUGGAAUUUAGAAAGGUUUAGCCCUUUCUCAGUGACUUGUGGACACAUUUGGAAGAGCAUUCGGUAUUCAGAAACUUAACUCAUUAAAAAUGUAAUUACUGUGCUUCUCUAAUGGCGCAGUGGUUGAGAGUCCGCCUGCCGAUGCAGGGGACACGGGUUCGUGCCCCGGUCCGGGAGGAUCC
This is a messenger RNA of Kogia breviceps (pygmy sperm whale), 4337 nucleotides long. It is a transcript of the gene SOCS4, whose product is annotated as suppressor of cytokine signaling 4. Gene Ontology annotation, biological process: negative regulation of epidermal growth factor-activated receptor activity; intracellular signal transduction; phosphatidylinositol phosphate biosynthetic process. The record is from RefSeq and is a predicted model, not a curated record. Gene Ontology annotation, molecular function: 1-phosphatidylinositol-3-kinase regulator activity. Gene Ontology annotation, cellular component: phosphatidylinositol 3-kinase complex. Lineage: Eukaryota; Metazoa; Chordata; Mammalia; Artiodactyla; Physeteridae.